Messenger RNA from Trichoderma virens Gv29-8, 848 nucleotides. RefSeq lists its product as uncharacterized. The coding region runs from base 333 to 848 and encodes 171 amino acids. NCBI's taxonomy places the organism in Eukaryota, Fungi, Ascomycota, Sordariomycetes, Hypocreales, Hypocreaceae. The record is from RefSeq and is a predicted model, not a curated record. The transcript has a single exon.
AUGUGCCAGCAAUCUAUUAUUCGAUGAGGCUAUGUGAACUAACAUGCUCAGCACGGCAUUAUUCAUAUGAAUGCAAGUCGUCCACGCAAGAACGGCCAUAUGUCUCUCGGCCUUCGCGCUCACAACAGCUUCGCAAUCCCAAACUCGUCCCUAAGCUGACAAGUGAUACUCCAAACCCUUUAGAAAAAAGGUGAGCAGCAUGUAACUUUGCUAGGACAGACCAAACAGCUAACACCGUCACAGGAAGGGUGUUGCGGAUGAAGAGCUUGCCAAAAUAGAGGCUGAGCGGGAAAGGAAGCGAGAGCUUGAGGAGCGCGAGGAUGAGUUGCUAGAUGCAGGCUCGAGGCGCCGAAGAUCAGUGUCUUCACACUCAGUAUCAACUAUCUCUACAGAUGCCUCACGAGACUCUCGCUCUCCACCUCCUAGGCGAAGAACUAGGUCUCCUACUCCUGAUCGACGGGGACACAGCCCCGAGUCAGCGAGUGAUCGCAGCUACAGCCGGAGCCCGUCGCCUCCGCGACGAGAGCGGCGUUCAGUAUCGCGCGAUAGCCAAUCACCUUUGCGUGAGGAUCCCCAGCAAGGAGAUAGAAAUCGACAGGGACAGUCCCCUUAUGACCGAAGAGAUGAUGUUUCGCCCCCUCGACAGCGCCAGCGUGACCAAGAGGCAGGACGGCGCCACGGCAGGCGACGAAGCUGGUCAGGUUCACGAUCGAGAUCACCGCAGCGAGAUGACCGACCAUAUCGAAGGCGAGAUGAUCACGGCCCCCAGCGUCACGGGCGUCGCGGCGGGCGUGGUGAAGGGCAAGGGAGAGCACCGCCUAGAGAGGCGCCCCGAGAGCGAAGUCUGA